UCGAACCAAGUUCUCUGCAACCAUAGAAUAUGACAAUCACUUAUGUUACCCGCUGUCCGGAGGACAAUCAACAAAAUAACUUUAAAAUUAAGGAUUCCGAGGGAGGAUAUAUUCCUAAAGCUCAGCCAACAAUGCAAAAUGUGAAUGUAACCAUGGGAAAUACAGCUUCUAUGCGUCAUUUCAACAAGCAACUCAAUGUGGCCUCUGCAGUGUUUUUUCUGUUCGUAUAUGGAGGCAUGGAUCUGGCUCACAGUACAGGUUGGAAUCAAACUCUAAACACAAAGGCCUCCCAACAGUUCAAAUGCAGUUGGUUUAUCGGAGUUCUUGGAGGAUCCGUGCUAUCGUCCCUGGUUAUGAGCUUUCUGCCAAAGUUGCCUUUCUAUGUCCUAGGAGGACUCCUGCAGCUCACUGGCGCCAUCAUCUUCACCUGUGCUCCCUUCAAUUACACACUUCUUCUGGCUGCUCGUUACGUCUCAGGCGCUGGAAUUGGCCUAAUAACUGUCCCAUUCCUCAUUCACAGUGCCGAAGUAUCGACGGAUAAAUAUCGAGGGGUUAGUGGAUCCAUGGAGCAGUGUGGUCUGGCCCUGGGCAUCGCCAUUCAAGUGAUCUAUGACACUCAGUUGGUAGAUGACAAGGAGGCAUCCGUUAAUGAGGUCCACGGAAUCAUAGGCAUUGUUUUGUCCCUGCUGGGUCUGGGCAUGACAGCCCUCUCGAUCGAGUCACCCGUCUUCCAUCUGCGUCGCAAUCAGGAGGAGAUGGCCCGCGAGUGCCAUGAGAAACUCCUGGGAAGCUUCAAUCCCUAUGUUGACCAGGCUUUUGAGGAGGUCAGUCUAUAUGUGGCUGAGAGCCAGGAGAGAACCUUCUUCCGGGAACUGCUUGCCUCCGUGUUGCCUUUCAUCAAGAUGCUUUUCUAUCGCGGCUUUGUGGCCUUCUCCUUCUCCCUGCCUCUGUCUGCAUCCCUAAUCUCGAGUGCCAAGCUCACCGAGGGUGAAAUUUCCUGCUGGCCAGUCACUGUGUGGGGUCUGGUGCGCCUCCUUGGCGCUCUUGUCGCUCAAGGAUUCCUGGAUAAGGUUGGAAGGAAACUGUUCUCCCUGGUGGGAUUGCUCUGCAUGGCCAUCCUGAUGCUGUGCAUGGCUGUCUCCUACGAUGAUCCAUCCAACAUCCUGGUCACCUUUUACAUGUAUCAGGUGUGGAGGCUGGGCGUUGCCUUUCAGGCCUUUGCCGGAGUCUUUGUCUGCAGUUCCUCGGUGUAUCUGGGUGAGGCUUUCCCGCUGCGUGUGAAACCCUUACUUGUGGGUUAUAUCAUAGGAUUUGAGCAAACGAUUCACAUCCUCAAUAUAGUGGGGUACAACAAGGGUUCCGCUGACUUUUUCUAUCGUUACUAUCUCACUGUUGGAAUUAUCCUUAUGCUUGGAGUGAUAUUCUUUGCGAUUGUCAUACCAGAGACAAAGAAACUCACACUCCGGGAGGCUGGCAAGAGGUUCCAGCGACUAUUAAAUAUACGAUUUUUCUAAGAAAAAUACC
Messenger RNA from Drosophila serrata, 1524 nucleotides. RefSeq lists its product as uncharacterized. Gene Ontology annotation, cellular component: membrane. The record is from RefSeq and is a predicted model, not a curated record. Gene Ontology annotation, molecular function: transmembrane transporter activity. Gene Ontology annotation, biological process: transmembrane transport. Lineage: Eukaryota; Metazoa; Arthropoda; Insecta; Diptera; Drosophilidae.